This is a messenger RNA of Chaetomium fimeti, 1438 nucleotides long. Its product is annotated as mitochondrial nuclease-like protein. The transcript has a single exon. Gene Ontology annotation, biological process: apoptotic DNA fragmentation. Gene Ontology annotation, cellular component: nucleus; mitochondrial inner membrane. Gene Ontology annotation, molecular function: metal ion binding; RNA endonuclease activity; single-stranded DNA endonuclease activity. The record is from RefSeq and is a predicted model, not a curated record. Bases 284 to 1288 code for a protein of 334 amino acids. Lineage: Eukaryota; Fungi; Ascomycota; Sordariomycetes; Sordariales; Chaetomiaceae.
AUAAUAUAUACUUGAGUAACUCAACUGCAUGUAAUCUGUAUGUCUCGACUGUUACACAGUGGUUUUGUCUCGUCACAAACGGAGGUUUGGAGAAGCUGGUUGUCACCCCUCACCCCACAUCGUAGCCCAGCGCUUGCAGGGUGCAGGGGACAGGGUCUGAGUUCGCGUCAAAUUUCGAAGUUGACGGCCGAGACAACAACCACUGCCGAAUCAUUAGGUAACUCCCACAUCACGGCGGCCGGGCGGACACAGUAACCACACAAAAUUGGAUAACACGUCCAAAAUGUCGAAAGCCACCAUCGCCGUCAUCGCCGCCGUCAGCGCUGGCGCCGGUGCAGCGGCCACGGCGGCCAUGUACUCGAUGCGCAAACCAGAACAGACGGUAACAUCGACCACUACCACCGCCGUAACCACAAGAACCCCCUCCGCCCCCGUCCCGGUCCUCGCCUCCCAGGUCUUUACCCCCCAAACGACCACCGCCCCCGGCGCCCCCGUCGACCCCGCCGGGCUAUUCGAAUACGGCUUCCCCGGUCCCGUCGCCGACCUAGCGACACGGCAGGGCCUGGUAUCCUCCUUCGACCGGCGCACGCGCAACCCCCACUGGGUAGCCGAGCACAUCACGCCGGCCUCGCUGAGCAUCCGCGACGGCGACCGCAAGCACAGCUCCUUCCUGGAGGACCCCGCCAUCCCGGACAAGUUCCAGGCCAAGCUCAAGGACUACUACCGGUCCGGGUACGACCGCGGGCACCAGGUGCCCGCGGCGGACUGCAAGUGGUCGCAGGGGGCCAUGAACGACACCUUCUACCUGUCCAACAUGUGCCCGCAGGUCGGCGAGGGCUUCAACCGGGACUACUGGGCGCACUUUGAGGACUUUUGCCGCCGCCUGACCCAGCGCUACCCGAGCGUGCGCAUCGUCACGGGCCCGCUGUACCUGCCCAAGCGCGACCCGCAGGACAGCAAGUGGUACGUCCGCUACGAGGUCAUCGGCGGCGCCGCCCCCAACGUCGCCGUGCCCACCCACUUCUACAAGGUCAUCUACGCCGAGGAGCAGGCCGCCCCCGGCGGCAAGGUCGCCCUCGGCGCCUUUGUGCUGCCCAACGCUGUCAUCCCGAACGAGAAGCCGCUGAGCGACUUCGAGGUGCCGCUCGAGGCUGUCGAGCGCGCGAGCGGCCUGGAGUUUGCGAACAAGUUGCCCGCUGCGAGGAGGAAGCGGCUGUGUGCCGAGACGAGCUGCUCCGUGAUGGUGAAGGAGUACGCCGAGCGGCAGAAGGCGUUUGCGAAGAAGUAGGGCGCUGGGGUCGGGGGUAUGUGAUACCAACAUUUGCCGUGGUUAUAUUCGGGACGGAUACAGCGCGGUUUCAGCAUAGCAGAGCGGGAUCUGUGUCAUAGUGUUGGAUCGUACAAUAAUAGCUAAACAAGCAAGCAUUGACUAGCUGCA